UGCACACACACACAUUUCACACACACAAAUACACACUACAGCGGAGCACAUUGUUCACACUGGACUGUCUGCUACAUCUAAUGCAACCCAGGAAAAGCUGAAGUAAAAGACAUCUGGAGAGUGACUGUAUCCGGGGAAUCAGAGGUGUGACGAGAGGUUGAAGAGGAGUGAAGGAAUGACUGAAUAUAAGCUGGUGGUGGUGGGCGCUGGAGGCGUGGGCAAGAGCGCUCUCACCAUCCAACUCAUCCAGAACCACUUUGUGGAUGAAUACGACCCCACUAUAGAGGACUCCUACAGGAAGCAGGUGGUGAUUGACGGGGAGACGUGUCUCCUGGACAUCUUGGACACUGCAGGUCAGGAGGAGUACAGCGCCAUGAGGGACCAGUACAUGAGGACAGGAGAGGGCUUCCUCUGUGUGUUUGCCAUCAAUAACACCAAGUCCUUUGAGGACAUUCAUCAGUACAGGGAACAGAUCAAACGGGUGAAGGACUCGGAUGACGUGCCCAUGGUGCUGGUGGGUAACAAGUGCGACCUCCCGGCCCGGACGGUGGACACACGGCAAGCGCAGGAGCUCGCGCGCAGCUACGGGAUCCCCUUCAUCGAGACCUCAGCCAAAACACGACAGGUCAGUCAGUUUCUGACAGGCAUUUAAAGAGUCAUACAUUUUAUUGAUCUAUUUUUUUAUUUACUUGCAGCAAAACUAGUGAGACUGUGUCUAGUGUCGAAAUUUCCUAAAGCAUAGUCAUCUGAGUAAACUGUGUCCAAAAUAACUGACCCACAUACAAUACAGUGU
Molecule: messenger RNA, 793 nt
Organism: Sinocyclocheilus anshuiensis
Lineage: Eukaryota; Metazoa; Chordata; Actinopteri; Cypriniformes; Cyprinidae
Product: GTPase HRas
Exons: 4
Coding region: 176-652 (158 amino acids)
Biological process (GO): signal transduction
Cellular component (GO): membrane
Molecular function (GO): GTPase activity; GTP binding
Source: RefSeq, a predicted model, not a curated record